This is a messenger RNA of Amphimedon queenslandica, 849 nucleotides long. Its product is annotated as espin-like. The annotation marks the transcript as partial. The record is from RefSeq and is a predicted model, not a curated record. The transcript has a single exon. Gene Ontology annotation, cellular component: nucleus. Gene Ontology annotation, biological process: regulation of gene expression. NCBI's taxonomy places the organism in Eukaryota, Metazoa, Porifera, Demospongiae, Haplosclerida, Niphatidae. Gene Ontology annotation, molecular function: protein binding.
UAUGGCUUACGUGAUAAUAUUAGUUUACUUCAUUUGUCCUCAAGGAAUGGCUGGUUAGAUGUUACAAAAGAUCUCAUCACUAAAUAUCACUGUGACCCACACGAAAGAGAUAGUGUUGGUAGGACUUGUCUUCAUUAUGCUGCAGGAGGUAAUCAUGUUGAUGUGAUGAGAUAUCUCAUUGAUGAGUGUCACUGUGAUCCAAUGGUUCCUGAUAAUGAUGGAUAUACUGUUCUUCACAUAGUAGCUGAACAAGGAUCACUUGAUUUCAUGAAGUACUUGAUCAAUCAUCAUCACUGUGAUCCAAUGGCUACUGACAAUAGUGGUGAGACUGUUCUUCACCGUGCUGCUGGACACAUUGAUAGUGUAAAGUAUCUCAUUAAUGAGUGUCACUGUGAUCCAAUGGCUACUGACAAUAGUGGUGAGACUGUUCUUCACCGUGCUGCUGGACACAUUGAUAUUGUAAAGUAUCUCAUUAAUGAGUGUCACUGUGAUCCAAUGGCUACUGACUCUUACAACAGGACAAUUCUUCAUGUAGCAGCUCGUAGGAACUCACCUGAUGUAAUCAAAUAUCUCAUUGAUGAGUGUCACUGUGAUCCAAUGGCUGUUAACAGGUGGGGGCAGACACCUCUUCACUAUGUUGUUGCUGGUUGGGAUUGUUCUGCAGCUGUUGAAUAUUUACUAUCAACUGGUAAAUGUGAUCCAUUGGCUAAAGACAAUGAUGGGGAGACACCAUUUAAACUAGCUAAGGAGAGAGGUGACACUGAUGCUCUUUCUGUCUUGAAGAAGUUUGGUGGUAUAAAAUCAUCUCAUCCAAUUGAUUCUUAUGUUAACGUCCUCCUUGUGGGUAAU